UGAGCUUUGGCUUGUUGGAACCUGGAACCUGGAACUGCAAGGUGCGCCCAGUUGGUGUGGGCUGUGUGUUAAGCUGCGUAAUGCGUACGCUCUUGUAGAUUGCAACUGAAUACCUGUUAAUGUUGCAGCUCACACUCAUCUGAUAGGAGCUCUAGAAGCGCGUAUCACCAAGAGACCUUCGCAUCCGCACAAAGUUCCCUGUUUCCAACUUGUGCUUCGUACUAAAGAAAUCUAUUCCUACACACUCUCCCUGCCAAAAGCAUCCAUUAAAGCUUCUGAACCCAAAACGAACACUCCGUCCAACCCGACUGCGACCGCAAGCCAUGUGCCUUAGGAACCGCCAUUGAUGACCCCACCAUCGACAAAGAGAGACGAUGGACCCGGAGACACCAUGGCAGAUCAAGACGACAGGUCCUCCGUGGGCAAACCAGCUUUCGGUGACGAAGAGACUGUAAAGGCUGAGAAGGAGGAAGACGGCAUUGCCGGCCUCUUGGAUGAAGAGACCCAGAUAUCCAGCAGCACGCCACCAGCAAUUGAGAAGGGCGCCGUUCCCAACCGAUAUCGCGACAUUUUGCGCGAACAAGCUGACGAUGUUUCUGAGGAGGGCUCGGUGGAUGCAGCCCCGAAGCGGGCGGGGAGUCCGAUCGAUUCCCUGAUGUCAAUUCCUGAUGAUUCCCCGUCUAUCCAGGGCUCCGUAAUCUCUUCUCCGAGCAGUAGUGUCCUCCCAUCCGUGGCCUCCCGACCAGGCCUUAGCAGCCCAAGCCCCUCAUUCCGACCCUUCGACCGCCGCUUCCAGUCUCGCAUCUCCUCCGGCUUUAUCCACAGCCCACGAUCCUCUUCCCCUGCCUUUCUCACCGGCCACAGCCGUUCUGCAUCCCUCAGCUCGGGUCUGUUGGACCGUGAUGACACCGAUACACCCACCCCGCCGUGGGAAGUCGUACGAUGGACGAGAUUAAGAAAGCUCAACGGCCAGGCCUUCUCAGAGGCUGGCAAGCGCAACUUUGGAACACCCACCUGCAUUGCUGUCUCUGCUUCAAUUGUCCUUGGGACUAGCAAGGGCAUAAUAUUAAUGUUUGAUUAUAGCCAGGUCUUGAAAACUAUUAUCGGGCCCGGUACCAAAGCGGUUGAAUGCGGCGCCAUUACGGCGAUAGCGAUUUCGGCAGAUCACACCACGAUCGCUGGUGGUCAUGCAAACGGAAGCAUCUUCACCUGGGAGACGAACCGCGCAUCAAGACCGUUCUUGCACAUACCGCAUCUGGAUCAAGCGCAAGUCCUGAAUCGGACCAUGGACGGCCACCUUCCCAACGUUGCUGUUACUCAUCUCGGAUUUCUCGGGACAAGACACACGGCGCUCGUCUCUUCGGACGACCGCGGUAUGGCGUUCUCACACCUGGCUACGCGAGGAACGGGAUCCCUUGGCCGCACCGUGAAAACAACCAGGAUCCUUGGAAGGUAUCCGAAUGCUGCACCUCCUACAAACAAGACUCUUAAACCCAGUACAGUUCUGGCAUUCGGCUCUUUGCCUCUGGGCAACACUGAACGCGCAACUGACACCAUGGGGCUUACGGCGAUGCUCACCCCUUACCUUUUGGUCAUCGUAUCUACGACACCCAUAGCCCAGACCCAGCAUAAGUCGGCCAGACCGAAGGAUGUUGCUCACCACAGCGCGAUGACCGGCUGUUUAGCAUGGUUCCCCGCGGUCAAGCUUAAGGUCUCAGAUUCAGCCACAGGAAGCGACAUCUCCAAAGCCAAACUGGUUUACUGUUGGUCCGACGUUUUGACUGUUCUCGACGUUGACGAGAUACCGGCCGAGAACAAGGACAAACCUCCGACGCUGAAGUUCAAGGCACGGAGUAGAUGGAAGUGCGAAGAGGCCAUCGUUGCGGUCCAGUGGCUCAGUCGUUCGGUCCUCGCCGUGCUGACCAUCACACAACGCUUGGUCGUGCUGGAGGAUCAAACCAUGCGCAUGACGGAGAGUUUCGAUCUGAUCAACAAGUUCAUCUACCACGCCGAUCUCUUCUCGAAACAGCUGCAUAAUCUGGUGGAGCAGUUGGAUGAGGACGAUACAUCCAUGCAUGGCGUCGUGGCUGAUGCGUUUUAUAUGAGCUUCAAGACCUAUAAAGGCAAAAUAUUCCUUCUCGGGUUCAACGAUGUCUCUAUCGGGUCAUUGUCAAAUUGGGCUGAUCGAAUCAUUGCUCUCAUGGAGAAUGGUGAUUACAUCGGAGCCAUACAGCUCGGUACAUCGUACUACACGGGUGAUGCCGAUAAGCUUACCAUUGGUUUACCUGAAGACACCGGAUUGCGGCAUUCGAUGGUGCGCGACAAGCUUAUGGAAAUCAUGAGAGCAUCCCUCAAGUACGCUUUCACGCAGCGGCAGAAAGACAGAUCUUCUGCUGACGACAGCCAUCUGCGGGAGCUGGCUGAGGCCUGCUUUACUGCUUCUCAUAGCGUUGGCGAUAUCGACUUUCUCUUUGAAGAGAUGUACGAGUGGUAUGAAGACGCCGGUGUGGAGGGUAUCUUCUUCGAAACUAUGGAGCCUUACAUCCUCGAGAAACAAAUCACCGUCGUACCCCCAGCCAUUAUCAAAGCCACGGUAACACACUAUGUCAACAAGGGAUGGGAGAGCCGUCUCGAGGAGAUGAUUGUUCAUAUGGACACUAUGACUUUGGACUUGGACCAGAUUACCUUAUUGUGCAAGCAGUAUGGCCUUUACGAUGCGCUGAUUUACGUCUGGAACCAAGCGCUGGACGACUAUAUUACGCCACUGAUCGACCUGCUAACCUUGCUGGUACCUCUCAUGGGCAAUGGUGACUACAUGUCUUCCGGGAAUGUGGACGACGAGAUAUAUGGCGUGAACGCCUUGAAGAUGUUCCCUUACCUCUCCUACACGUUGACUGGCAGAGUAUACCCCACUGGUGAAGUUAUGGAUGAUGCAAUUGCCUCGAAAGCUAAAGCUGAGAUAUACUGGUUUCUGUUUUCAGGAAAUAGCGUCAUCUGGCCAAAGGGCAGCGAUCGGCGGUUCCUUACACGACCAGACCAGCAUACCGAACCGUCCUUCCCGUAUCUGAGACUGAUUUUGAAGUUCGACGCCCCGAGCUUCUUGAGCGCCGUCAACGAGGCCUUUGAAGAUUCGUUCCUCAACGACUCGCCUGAGAAGCAAGUCAACGGCGGCAUCAGGGGCGAUGUUCCCGAAGAGCAAAUCUUUGGUCGCACUGUUGAUCGCCAAUAUAUAGUCUCUAUCCUCCUGGAGAUCAUGAACCCCUCAGACUUCGCCGCAGAGGACAUUAUCUAUCUCGAUAUGUUCAUCGCCCGCAACCUUCCCAAGUUUCCUCAAUACUUAUUGUUCCCCGGGUCAAUUCUUACAAAGGUCCUAACGGGAUUAUGCAACUAUCCUGGAGCAGAUCUAUCCGAAGACGCACAGCUCAGCGCCGAAUACCUCCUGUCGAUAUACCAGCCUCCCGACGUCAACGCGUUAAUCCCCAUGUUCAAGAAGGCCGGGUUCUACCGGACUCUAAAGAGGCAAUACAAGGUUGACAGACAGUAUGGCAAGCUUGUCCAGACUUAUUUCGAAGACCCCGCUGACCGGGACGCCGUCUUUGAAUGCAUCGGGGAUUGUCUACGGCCACAGAGUGGUCUGGACCGUCGCCAGGUUCAAGAAGUCCUAGACGCAAUCAAGAACAACGCCAGGGCCCUGCUCGAAACGGGUCCUCUCCAAGCCGCGAAAGCUCUGUCAGCUCAGUCGGUUGACAUCCAUCAGCAUGUUCUCGACUCUGUCGAAGACGCUCCGGGGCUACAGUUCUUUUACCUCAGAACAUUGCUCGAGCCCGAAAAUCAAGACGGCGAGUCUCCGACGAACCCAGAUCGGGUCCUCAUCGAACGCUACGUACAGCUCAUGUGCAAAUACGAUCCGUCUCAUGUUUCCGACUACAUCGGGUUGGUUCAGUCUGUCAAUCUCAGGCUCGAUGUCCUGCUUCCGGCCAUGGAAGAGACUGGUGUCAUCGAUGCUGCAGUUGUAUUGAUGGCUCGCGAGGGCCAGGUCAAGGAUGCUAUGGACAGACUUGUGAAGCACAUUGGUACUCUUGAGUCAGCCCUGCAAGGCAUCCUAACGGGUGCUCAAAAGGAAGAUACCGAUGGAAUGCAGUCAGGAGCGGAGGAGACUCUACGGGCACUUCAAAAGUACGUCCAUGUGGGUAUCUGGCUUUGCCAAGGCCAAACCAAGUCAUCGAGGAAAAUGAAUGGUGUUCAAAGAAAAUCAAAGUCCACCACGCAAACGCUAUCACCAGACGAAGAACUCUGGCUCAGCCUGAUCGAUGCAGCCGUGCAGACUACUCGACAACUUUCUGCGACUAUUGAGACCUUGGAUAGUACCGAGAAUGACAAUGGGACAGACGAGACCCACGACGCACCGGGCAGUCUGGACAAGGAAAAGCUCUUGGCACUUUUGCGGUCUCUGGUACAGCACACCUUUACUGCGCUUCUAACAACGACCUCGAGCCCUACCGGAGCUCAGGCGAGCGGCCGACUGCUUACCAAUGCCGGAAGCAAUUUGUCUUUCUUGCGUAUCCUGCGAUCCUUCCUCACCCGAGCCGCGGCCUCUUCGCCAAAUUUAGCAGACCUGCGUUCUGUCCUAGCUUCAAUCUUCUCGGCAUAUGCCUAUGAGGAAUCAAUACUUCGGCUAUCCAACCGAUUGCUCGAGCGAAGUUUGUUCGUCAACGUCAAGCAGGCAGUGGAACUGCGACAACGUGGUUGGCGACCUAGAGGCUCGACAUGCGAAGCUUGCAGUCGCCGCAUCUGGGGCCCGGGUGUUUCGGGCAAUGUUUUCGAGGCUUGGGAGGAGAAGCAAGCGCGGGAUGAAGAGAUGAGGGCGGAGAGAAAAUCGCAAAUGGCCGCAGGGGACAUGGGCAAGGCUGGAAGCUCGAGCGAUACGUCCCAGACCGCGGGGGACUCAAAGGGCAAAGGUAAAGCGGCACCUGUGACAUCAGAGCGUCCAGCCGAAGACGGUACGGACGAAGUCACGAGUGAUGCGGAUGACGGGAAGGCGAAGCCGCUAGAGCAACCGCUGGGGCCCUUAGUCGUGCUGGCCUGCAGACAUAUUUACCAUCAGAGCUGUUUGGAUGCCUACCAGGUCCGACCGGACGUUGAGGGAAAGAGCCGAGUGGAGGCGCACGCAAGGGAGUAUAGAUGUCCGAUUGACGGGUAGAUGAAUGAGGUGUAUCUUCUGUGUAGUAGGCAUGUACAAAUUUCACGAAUUCAUGAUAAGUACCGG
Messenger RNA from Colletotrichum navitas, 5266 nucleotides. Its product is annotated as vacuolar assembly/sorting protein VPS8. Gene Ontology annotation, cellular component: HOPS complex; late endosome. Lineage: Eukaryota; Fungi; Ascomycota; Sordariomycetes; Glomerellales; Glomerellaceae. Gene Ontology annotation, molecular function: protein binding. The transcript has 2 exons. The coding region runs from base 347 to 5200 and encodes 1617 amino acids. Gene Ontology annotation, biological process: endosomal vesicle fusion; protein targeting to vacuole. The record is from RefSeq and is a predicted model, not a curated record.